AUGCCCACGUCGCGCUUCACAAGUUCAAACACUACCAACUACACUCAUUUGACUUCGGAGAGCCAGUCAUUCGUUAUGAAACUCAUCCUCAGUGUUGCCUUAGGGCUGACCUCGUCGGUUCUGGCUUUGCCUUUCGGACAUGAAGACUUCAAGCCCGAGGACAUAAUCGAAAAAGACGUUGUCAUCCUUGGCGGAGGUGCGGCCGGCUCGUAUGCUGCAGUGCGCCUUCUCGAUGCUGGAAAGAGUGUUGUCGUGAUUGAAAAGGAAGACCAUCUCGGCGGCCACGUCAACACUUACUCCGCACCCAACUUCCCCUUUGGACUCGACUUUGGUGUCAUCGCCUACCUUGAGCUCCCCGGAGUCGUCGAUUUCUUUAAACGUUUUGACAUUGAACUCUUCCCGGCGCCCAACCCGGGCUUCGAGACGCACUACGUCGACUUCAGCACCGGCAAGCCCGUCACCUCCGGUAACCAGGCCACCGCCGCAGCCAACCCACAGGCCGUGCAGCAAGCGCUUGGCACCUACGGACAGCUGGCGGCCAAGUACAUCAACUACACCUUCCCCUCGCUGGGCCAGCUUCCCAUCGGCGCCAUCCCCGAGGACCUGGCGCUGCCGUUUGGCGAGUUCGUCGCCAAGUACAAGCUGGAAGCCGCGCUGCCGACCAUCUGGGGCUUCGUCAGCUACACGGGCGACGUGCUGCGCGAAUCGACGGCCUACAUCCUCAACCAGUUCAGCGCGGUGCACCUCAACGCGACGGCCAACAGCGGCCUGCUGCUGCCGACGACGAUGAACAACAGCAUUCUGUAUGAGCGCAUCGCCAAGCACCUCGGCCCCACCGACGUCCUCUACUCCACCCAGGUCGCCUUCGCGGAGCGCGACGACAACUGCGUUUCCCUCAUCGUCAAGGUCAACGGCUGCGAAAACAAGCUCAUCAAGGCCAAGAAGCUCCUCGUGACCGCCCCGCCGCUCGCAUCCGGCCUCGCGCCGCUGCAGCUCGACGCGGCGGAGCUGGACGUCUUCACGCGCUGGGCCUACCGCUCGGCCUACGUCGGCGUGCUGAACAACACCGGCCUGCGCGACAACCUCGACGUCGUCAACGCCCCGCCGGACGCGUCCGCCGGCGUGCUCAACCUGCCCGGCCAGAAGGGCGAGUCGUUCGUCUGGAACGUCAUCUACUCGGGCAUGCUGCCCGGCGUGUUCCGCACCAACGUCGUCGGCGACGAGAAGCUGGAACCGGAGGGCGCCAAGAAGAUGGUGGCCGAUGCCGUGGCGAAGUUCGCCGAGACGGGCGCGCUGAAUGCGACCAAGGAGAAGCUGGAGUGGCUGGAUUUCGGCAACCACAAGCCCCUGCAGAUGCGCGGCAAGUGGGCGGAUGUGGCGCAGGGCUUUUACCAGAAGGCGUUUGCGCUGAACGGUAAGAGGAGCACGUACUAUGCGGGUGCGGCGUGGGUGAGCGAUUAUACCAGCGUGCACUGGACCUACUUGGAGAGCACGAUUCUUCCUAUGAUUCUGAAGGCCCUGGGUUAG
This is a messenger RNA of Lasiodiplodia theobromae, 1527 nucleotides long. RefSeq lists its product as uncharacterized. The transcript is spliced from 2 exons. The record is from RefSeq and is a predicted model, not a curated record. Bases 1 to 1527 code for a protein of 508 amino acids. Lineage: Eukaryota; Fungi; Ascomycota; Dothideomycetes; Botryosphaeriales; Botryosphaeriaceae.